AUGGAUUCCACCGACGCCCGAGGUGAGACCUCUCUGCAGAGCGAUCCAGAAAAACCUGCUUGCGUAUCAUGCCGAACCCGUAAGCUGCGGUGCUCGAGGGAGAAUCCGUCUUGUUCUCGGUGUCUCCGACUAGGUGCUGCAUGUCAUUAUGACUAUACACGAAACAAACCUGGGGUGAAAAUCGGCAUCAUUCAGACAUUGUCUCAACGAGUAGAUUCACUACAAGCCGAAUUGGAAUCAGUGAAAGCUGAGCAGCAGACAGUUAGCACUGCUUUGGGCUCUCUGAAUGCUGGAAAUGAUGCAAGCGCUAUCAGAAGCUUGGUAUCCUCUUUGAUGAAGGAGUGGCGGGUGAAUAAUGAUCUUCCCCAAACUCAACGGCCGCUCUCUCGCCACGAGGUAGAGGCUGUUGAUAAUCCACACUCACGCGAUUCCGUUGUGCCACCUACAAGCCAUGAGCCUUCCAACAAGAGACGGUGCCCUGACUCCAAAAGCAGAGAGAGCAGCAGUCCAUUAAUAGCACAGCUUCCUCCAGAUAAUCUGGUCCAUGCUGUUCUUGACGCUUACUUCUCCGUAGUACAUCCGUUUAUUCCCAUGAUUCACGAAUUAUUUUUUCGCUCUCGCCUUCGUGAUACAACCGAAAGGCCAAAGCUUGUUGUUUUGAUUCAUGCCAUGAUGGUUUGCGCGCUGAGAUACGUUGCAAAUGAGCGACUGGCGCGAGACUGGCUUGAGGUGCACCCUGAUGCCUUGAAGAGAUCCCGAGAGCUUGUAGUCCUGUCAGCGAUGGAAGGCAUGUCCGUAGAGAAUGUCCAAGCACUAUCAAUAGUGGCAUUUGUUCACAUUAGCGAUGGCGAUGCAAACAAGGCAUGGCCAAUGAUAGGAACACUUGCCCGGGAAGUCGUCUAUCUUGGUCUUCAUACUGAGCCGGGUGAAGAUCAACCAGGCGACCCUUGCCUAAGUUCAUUCCAUUCGCUAUCACCGGCUCAAGUGUGGACAGAGGCCGAAGAGCGAAGGCGCGUCUUUUGGAAUGUUUUUCUCUUGGAUCGAUGGAACUUGAGUCUCUCUGCUGAGGACGUCCAAGUUAGACUCCCAUGUGACGGACUUUACUGGGUCAAAGAGGAACCAGUCAUCACGCCGUUCUUCAACAUUUGGGACUCUUCUGCCGGUAAACUGGGAAAAUCCGUUUCCUUCUUACCAAACCACUUUAAAUCUCUUGCCGAUAAAGAGAUUCCCAAGUCUGUACACGGAUCCCCAGCCCCAGAGACGCGCAAGGUGGAUGCUUCAACUAUCGGCUCGUUUGCGCACUGCGUUGAGGCUACCGAGUCUCUCAAUCGUGUUGUCAAAUUUUUUCUACAGCAGUCAGUCGAUUUUGAAAGAAGGCGAGAAUUUAAUGCAUGGUUGACAAGAUUCAAGGAGUUUGACCUUCAAUUGAUACAGUAUGUAUCCUGGAAGAAAUUAUUGCUAAUCAAAUAUGAAGCUAAUGUUUUAUAUUUAAGCUGGAAAAUGUUUCUCCCGCGACGGUGGAAAGACUCCAAUAUUUCGAAAGAACCAUCUUUCGUGCAUAUGGACCCCAAUCUUACUCUAGCACACAUCACUCAUAACACGUCUAUGAUCUUGCUGCAUCAAAGCAUCGCUUACCCCUGUGCGAACAUUAUAGAGAAGCUGAGAUUAGCAAGCACUGGGAGUGUUGAAACCUGCCAACUUGCAGCAUCUGAGACGGCCAACAUUGUCCAGAAGUACUUGCAAUAUACGCCUUUUGUCGGUUUGGUAAAUCCGCAGUUCUCGUUUUGCACAUUUAUCAGUGCUCGGGAGCGCGGAUUACUCACACCGAGACCGAGCUCAUUAGCACACGCCCAUAUAAAUUGUACCGAACUUCCAGAGGCCUAUGAUAUUCUACUAUCUAGUUUGCAACAAAUAUCAGACCGCUGGGUCUCGAUGAAUCCAAGUCUCAAAUUGAGCUCUGGGACACGCAACUUUGCCGAAGGCCUGCUUGUUCAACUUCGAACCGUCCAAGAGAAAGUUGGAUCUUUUUCAUUUGACAUAGCUGCAUCUGAUUAUAUUACUGAGGUCAAUUCCGCCCUAGGGAUGAAAGCACCAGCCGCCAGCCCAGGCGAAAGCCAAUGGCUUCAAGAAUGUCGCGCACAGCAACGCCAUAGUAUUAUACCGCUCAAUGCAAGGCAAUCUCAUUACCUUGAUACCGGCCGACUGCGACGUGGGUCUAAUCAACAGGACCCUCAAAUCGAUACGUAA
Messenger RNA from Penicillium soppii, 2247 nucleotides. RefSeq lists its product as uncharacterized. NCBI's taxonomy places the organism in Eukaryota, Fungi, Ascomycota, Eurotiomycetes, Eurotiales, Aspergillaceae. Gene Ontology annotation, molecular function: zinc ion binding; DNA-binding transcription factor activity, RNA polymerase II-specific; DNA binding. Gene Ontology annotation, biological process: regulation of DNA-templated transcription; DNA-templated transcription. The record is from RefSeq and is a predicted model, not a curated record. Gene Ontology annotation, cellular component: nucleus. The transcript is spliced from 5 exons. The coding region runs from base 1 to 2247 and encodes 748 amino acids.